GCCGCCGGCCGGGUGUGGUAUUUGGUUGGUCAAAAAUUCUGAAAAGCAGAAUCUGACCACACACAAACACACACACACACACAAAAAAAAAAAAAAAAAAAAAAAAAAAAAAAAAAAAAAACUGUUCGGCUGAACUUAAAGCCAGCCAUAUUUGGGAGAAUGUGAUUCAGUCUGAGUGUGCAUUGUUUGACCUCUCUACCGAAUUCUUCUAUUUUGGUCAUGUGGAUGGAUAUGAAGAGAAAUGGUCAAAUUCGUAGUUUGGCGCACCAAGCUCAGAAUUCUGUGAUCGUGUGUACUUAUAGUUUUGAAGGGUUCUCAGGACUUGCUUAAACUAGACUUCGAUUGAACUGAUUUUUUUUCUCUUCUUCUUCCUUUUCAUGCUAGAUUUUCUGAAAUGAGAAGAAAAACAGGGCAUAGCAAAAACCCAAAAUUCAGGAGCGGCAAUGUUGACUUUGUGUUUGUCAUAAAAGAAAUUCAGGGGUGGCAAUUUUGACUCUGCCAAAUUUGACGCGCUCUGCCAACGUAGUCAAAUAAGACUGCCCGCCCUGCAUUGCUUCUCUGUACAAGCUGCAUGCCUAUAUAUAGAUGUGUUACAGCUCCUUCUCCCAUCACACAAACAUUCCAUCUUCCCCCUAAAGCAGCAUCAGCUACUAUACCACUGACUCUUGCACACACAGUUCUGCACAAACAGGACAGAUAUAUCAAGUGACCGACCAUGGCAUCCCAGGCCAUCGAGAGCCACCGUGCCGGCGCUGAGGUCGUCACCGGAGGAGACGCCAUCUGCAGGAAGAAGCUAAUCGAGCUGCUGGAGGAGCUCGGCCUCCCCAAAGGCUUCCUGCCCCUCGAGGACAUCCAGGAGUUCGGUUUCAACCGCCAGACAGGGUUCAUGUGGCUGGUGCAGGGGAAGAAGAAGGUGGAGCACACCUUCAAGAAGAUCAAGCAGACCGUGUCGUACGCCGCCGAGGUAACGGCAUUUGCUGACAAGGGUAAGCUGAGUAAGAUCACCGGCGUAAAGACAAAGGAGCUGAUGCUUUGGCUCAGCGUCGUCGAGGUGUACGUCCCCGAGGCAUCGCCAGAGAAGGUUACCUUCAAGACCGGCACUGGCCUCUCUGACACCUUUGAUGCCUCUGCCUUUGCGUUAGGAGAGUAAUCAGCUGUCACAUGAAUGGUUGGCUUCAGAAAAUGUUGAGUGAGCUGCAUAAUUUUUCUUUUGUAUUUGUAAACUUCCAUGUAUGUAUCAUGUAUCUUGUGACGAAUUUGUACCUAGGAGUACUCAUACUCAUUCAUGGGCUAGGGUCAUUGCAAACCUUUCUA
Molecule: messenger RNA, 1314 nt
Organism: Sorghum bicolor (sorghum)
Lineage: Eukaryota; Viridiplantae; Streptophyta; Magnoliopsida; Poales; Poaceae
Exons: 1
Coding region: 716-1150 (144 amino acids)
Source: RefSeq, a predicted model, not a curated record